AGGUUCUCUCUCCUCAGCUGUCCGCUUGCUCCCAGCUCUUACGUCGGCAGCCUUCCAGCGGGAGCGGAAGGGGCGCCUCGGCGAGAGCGACAUGGGGAGCCCUUCCGUCUGCUUGGUUCUUCUGCUGGCGGUGGGCGCGCGCUUCAGCCUCGCGGACCAAGGAUCGGGAUACUCGCCCCUAGAAGAUGAUGAAGAUGUGUAUGCACACAAUAGAUAUAAAGAUACACCGUGGUGCUCUCCUAUCAAGGUGAAAUAUGGCUAUGCAAGCUGCAGAAGCCCUCACGGAGGGUAUUACAAAAACGUCUUGGGAACAAAAUGUGACAUUCGUUGUCAGAAAGGUUAUGAACUGCAUGGUCCUCAGCAGCUUAUUUGCCAGUCAAACAAACGUUGGUCUGGGAAAGUGUUGUGCAAACAAAAACGUUGUCCGACACUUUCGAUGCCAGGUAAUGGAGGAUUCAAGUGUUUAGAUGGUGCAUAUUUUAACUCCAGGUGCGAGUAUUAUUGUUCACCAGGAUAUCAGUUAAAAGGAGACCGAAUAGUACAAUGUAUGGAUAACAAACUUUGGAGUGGAAGACCAGCUUCUUGUGCUGAUAUGGAGCCUCCUAGAAUCCAGUGCCCAAGCAUAAAAGAGAAAACAGCAGAGCCCAAUAAAUUGACCGUCCGAGUGUUCUGGGACACUCCAGAGGGAAGGGACACUGCUGAUGGCAUUUUGACAGAUGUUAUCUUGAAAGGACUACCACCAGGAUCACAUUUUUCAGAGGGAGAUCACAAAAUACACUACACUGUGUUUGACAGAGCUGGGAAUAAGGGAACUUGCAAAUUUUUUGUUAAAGUUAAAGUUAGGCGUUGCGGGAAGCUGAAUGCUCCAGAAAAUGGCUACAUAAAAUGUUCCGGUGAUGGGGAUAAUUAUGGUGCAACUUGUGAAUUUUCCUGCACUGGUGGAUAUGAAUUGCAGGGAAGUCCAGCAAGAGUUUGCCAGUACAAUUUAGGCUGGUCAGGAACGGAGCCAACCUGUACAUCCAUGAACAUUAAUGUUGGUGUGAGGACUGCAGCAGCCCUCCUUGACCAGUUUUAUGAGAAACGGAGGCUGCUCAUUGUAUCCACUCCAACCGCAGCCAAUUACUUCUAUAGAUUACAAUUGGGAAUGCUGCAGCCAGCACUGUGUGGAUUAGAUCUUCGGCACAUUACAGUGAUUGAGUUGGUUGGGGUCUUUCCAGCACAGUUGGGAAGAAUAGGAUUGAGACUGAUGCCUCCUCCCCUGGCUUUACAACUCAGGUUGUUGCUUCGGAUUCCCCACUAUAACUUCAGUAUGGUGGUGAUUGAUAAACAUGGUGUGGACAAAGAACGAUAUCCUUUCCCAGCAACUCCUGCUGAGCUGUUUGCUCUCAUUGAUACUUUCCCUUUGAGAAAAGAAGAGAUGAAAUUGCAAGCAGAAGCUGGCCAGUCCUGUCCCUGAGUUUGGAUUACAGCCAUUCAUAUGGCACUCCUUUACUGCCUACAUUUCUUUUUGGUGCUACAAGCAUGGAAUUAUGGAGGUCACUGAUGUACAAUUCUUUUUUUAAAUGAAUAUAUGUUUGUGUUUAGCUUUGUGUGUGUUGGGGGAACUUCUUUUCAUUUAGCGUUAUGAAUGAUGCCUCUUCGUUAUUUCCAGAGAUUUACAAGACCUUCUGUAGAAGAGAAUAAAAGUAUUGAAUUAGUUUGGUUAAGUCUCCAGGAAUACCUUUCACCAUUGCUCCCUUUGUAAAUGUUUUCUUUCCUUUCUAUAGAUCUUUAAUAAAAAAUAUUGUUUUGCAGUU
Molecule: messenger RNA, 1796 nt
Organism: Rhineura floridana
Lineage: Eukaryota; Metazoa; Chordata; Lepidosauria; Squamata; Rhineuridae
Gene: SRPX
Product: sushi repeat containing protein X-linked
Exons: 10
Coding region: 92-1456 (454 amino acids)
Source: RefSeq, a predicted model, not a curated record